This is a messenger RNA of Pangasianodon hypophthalmus (striped catfish), 6280 nucleotides long. Its product is annotated as transmembrane protein 132D. The transcript is spliced from 9 exons. The record is from RefSeq and is a predicted model, not a curated record. Lineage: Eukaryota; Metazoa; Chordata; Actinopteri; Siluriformes; Pangasiidae. Bases 872 to 4051 code for a protein of 1059 amino acids.
GGGCGCACUCUGCCAUUCGGGACUCCGCGUCUCCAAGUCGUCUUGCGCGCUCAUUCGGGUCCGGGUUUUUUUUUUUUUUCUAAUCGUGUCGAACAGCAUUGUCAGGACUCAGUGAACAGAGCACGGCAUGAACCCUGGCUGGACUGCACAGGAAAGGGAAAGCAGAUUUGGGAGAACUUUUCUCGGGUGCAUUCGGGUCAGGUUGUGCGUUUGUGGCACGCGUGUUAAGUUUGACGCACGACGCGGGACGGCGGAACACCAGCAGCAGCGUAGCCACGAUUUGCUCAACAUGUGCUGAAUGAAAAUUGAUCUCGUGUGCUAGAGAUGUAGGAUAUUAAAUGUGCCUCACAGACAUGGGGUUGUGUUUGUCCUGAAAGGACGUUUUUGCGCUACGGGGAUUUUUCGGGUGUCAGCACGCGCAUGACGCACCCGCAGCCGUCUUUUGGAAGUUGUCUCGAUCCCUACAGACUGACAGUCAGUUUUUAACUUUCCUCCAGCUCCUCUCAUGGCUCUUUAGGCUUCCUGCAUGAGAGUGGUACUGAACCUGCACUUGCAUGUGGACCACCUGCGGCUUUGGGCAUCUUCACACUGAAUAAACACAAAGCGGUGCGUUUUAAUCACUAAUAAUCUCUUUGCAUUUUCAUCACAACACUGGAGCAUUUGAGACUUCAUGUAUAGUCCAGGCACUAGCUGUGCAGUUUGAUAUGGAAAGCGAGCACCGGUGAGGUAGAGCAAUGCGCGCCCUGCACCUCGGCGCGUGAGGAAGAGGAACAGGAGGAAGAAGAAAAGGAGGAGGAGGAGGAGGAGGAAACUCAGGUGUCACGAGGAGUUGUGAGAGGUUCCAGAGUCCUGCUGACCCGCUCCCUGAAGGAUGGAGAAGAUGUUGAUGCGCAUGUGCACCGCGUCCCUCAUCCUGCCUUUGCUUUGCAGAGUGAUGGAUGGCCGACUGUUGCUGGAGGGUCUGCCAAGAUUUGGCGCCGUGCCUACGUACCUGCCAGUGCAGUACCAGGUGCUGAACGCGGAGCUAGCCUUCUUCCUCAAGGAGGCCAACCAGGACAUCAUGAGGAACUCCAGUCUACAGGCACGCACUGAGCUCUUCUUCAUCCAGCAGGCCAGGAGGAACCCUGUGGUCAAUGCUAGUUAUGGACCCUUCUUUGCGCAGCAGCCCGUACCCAUGGAACUCCUUGAUCCAGGGAUCUUCAACAACCCAUCAACAUCUUCUUUGUCUUCAUCUUCUUCAUCAUCCUCUCCACUUUUCACUUUUAACUGGAAGAUUCAGACCUUCAUCAUAAGCGAGCGCAUCCACCUCAGCUGGCCCAAGGUCCAGGUCUUGUUCUACAUCGUAGGCCGGGACUGGGACGACUACAGCACUGUGGACCGUCUCCCUUGCAUACGGAUGUUUGCGUUCCAUGAGACGCAGGAGGUUCGAGGUACGUGUCGUUUGAAGGGGGAACUGGGGCUUUGUGUGGCCGAACUGGAGCCGCUUCCCAGCUGGUUCAGCCCACCUAGUGUGGUGCCUGGAAGACAAAGAGCACCCCAAACUGAAGGCACCCCUGUGGAGCUCUACUACAUGGUACAAUCCACUGAAACUGGCGAAUGCAACCCGGAAAGUUCCCGUAAGGCAGGUGCCAUCCGCUCUGAGCAACAGGGGCCGGCCGGGUACUUUUCAGGGCCUACGCCCAUGCGGAGGAUUGGCAGCGUGCGUCUGUUUCAGCCACUGUCCGAGCUACGCCUGGACAGAAACUUUGUGGUGAUGGUGCCUUCCAGGCCAAUCAGGCAAAGGGAGACAGUGUCGGUCUUCCUGGCUGCUUCUGCUCUUUCAUCAGUGGAGAUCUUCACCCUCAGGGUGAAGUUGAAAGAUGACGUGGCGUUUUUAGGAGCGAAGGCCACGAAUCCGGUGCAGUGGACCGUCAGUCAGGACGUGAGGAGCGAGGGACACCGAGUUGUUACUCUGCACUGUCGGAGAAAAGACACCAGCUAUGGCCAGAGGAUGGAGGCGGGGCUUCAGAAGGUUCUGCAGGUGGAUUUGGAGGUAAACGGCCUGGUGGAUCCUCUUGGCACUCGUUCAGUCAUGUGGCAGGUGGAGUACCCCAUGAGCCGCACCUUCUCCGAGGAGAUCCCGACCCUCAUCCGACUCGCACCUCAUGACCUGGGGGGCAUCGUCCCGCUCGCCAUGGAGACAGAGAUCCUGAACACGGCCGUGCUCACUGGCAGGACUGUCGCCAUGCCUAUCAAAGUGGUCACCGUGGCAACGGAUGGGGCUGUUACUGAUGUGACCGAGUCUGUGGAGUGUCGAUCGACGGAAGACGACGUUGUUAAGGUGUCUGAGAGGUGCGACUAUGUGUAUGUGAACGGGAAGGAGACAAGAGGGAGGGUGAAGAUGAUGUUGAACUUCACUUACAACUACCUGAGUGCCCAGCUGGAGGUGAGUGUGUGGAUGCCUCGCCUGCCCCUGCAGAUUGACAUGGCCGACCCCGAGCUCAACCAAAUCAAGGGAUGGAGGGUCCCUGUCUCCGGGGGCAACCAGAGAUCUGUAGAUGAAGAUGAAGAUGAAGGGAGCAGGCGGGAUCGAGGUUGUGGUCCACAGUACCAGAGCACGACUGUGCGUGUCCUCACACACUUUGAAGCAGACCCAGGGGAGGGGCGGGGCCAGCCGGACUUCCUGCUGGGCAGUGAUUGGCAGGUGGAUGUGACGGAGUUAGUGAAGGAUUUAUUGAAAGUGGAGGACUCACGAGUGGCCAAAAUAACAGAUGGAGCGACGCUGACGGGGCUGAACAUUGGAACCACCAAAGUCCAGGUGAUGUCCCCCCUGUCGGAUUCGGUCCUGGCAGAGAGGACGGUGAGAAUUCUGGAUGAUAAAGUGAGCAUUACGGAUCUCGGCGUGCAGCUGGUGUCAGGCCUCUCACUGUCCCUGCAGCUCAGUCCGGGCAGCAACAGGGCCAUUGCAGCCACAGCCACCACUCAGGACACCAUGCACAACCCCAAACAGGAGUCCCUUGUCAGCGCUUGGUUGCACUUCAGUGAUGGCUCUGUGACCCCUCUUGACCUUUAUGACCCUGCACACUACAUGCUGACAGCCACGUCCUUGGAUGAGCGGGUGGUCUCUGUUCAGAGGGUCGUGUGGUGGAGGUCGCCAGUGGUAGUGGUGAAAGGUGAGGGUCAGGGCACGCUGCUGCGCAUUGAGAUGUCUGGAGCCGAUUCGUGCCAAAAAAGCAAGCGCCGUAACGUUCUGGCUUCGGUUAGUACCAAUGUUCGUGUCAAGUUUAGCCGUAACGAUGAUGGUGACAACAGGAGGCACAGACCCAAUUCCUCAUAUAAUGGAGACUCCAUUUCAGAGGCAGGGAUGGUCAACAGAGGAGCCACGACCAUUAAAACGGGUGCUCCUUUUGGAGAUAAGCGCCCAGUCGGAGACAUUCCUGCAGACUUCUCAAACUUUCCAGCACAGGCCGAGCUUCCUCACGGACGUACCACAGAGGAGGAGUUGCUUCAAGCCCGGCGCGGCCUGACGGACCUUGAGAUCGGCAUGUAUGCCCUACUGGGAGUCUUCUGUCUAGCCAUCUUGGUUUUUCUCAUCAAUUGUGUCUCCUACACCCUGCAGUAUCAAAACAAACAGCUCCCCCUGGAGGGCCAGGAGAGUAUGGCGCAUGCUCAUGACUGGGUGUGGUUGGGGCAUGAAGGUGAGUUAAUGGAGAACCAUGCCGGCUUGUGCCUACAGCAAGAUGAGCUCAGUGCCACCGUGGACUCCAGCCUGGGUUUAGAGGAGGCCAGCCAGCUUCUCAACGGUCUCUUGGGCCAGAAAAGUGCACAAGGUCAGGGAGGACGGGAGCACAAGAGCGAGACAGGAAACUCGCCCACCACUAAGAGGAAACGGGUCAAGUUCACCACCUUCAGCCACUCCAAGCCAGGCAAUGACUGCCUGGGUAACAGUCCACUAGGUGUUGGGAAAAACGAUAUCCAGUGGGUUUGCCCGGACAUUGAGCUUGGGGACUCCAUAGAGCUCCGGAACUACAUGGAGAGGCUAAAUGAGAAUGCCACGAAGAACGUCGCAUAGCACUUCAUGAUUCUAGCACUCGGUUAUGCGUUUCAGAGCAGAGUGUAGCUUCACCCAUAUGCCUUCAGGGUAAAGGAGUGGGGUGCCGACCAGCUCACAUCUCACCAUGAAAAGACAGGCCAUUCAUCGAGUCUUGUUUCCAUGGCAACUGUCACAAGGUGUUCAUCAUUAGGACUGAAGGCCAACAGGGAUGGUUGUGAAACUGCAGAAAACUAUAUAUGUAUACAUACAUACAUUCAUAUGUACAAACUCGCUAUGAGAAAUGCAUUUUUUCCUGUAUUAAAGAUAAAUUUUUUUUGUCAUUCCGUAUUUCUUUGACAUAUUGUUUUUCAUAUUCUGUGAAUAUUUGAAAGAAUUCAUGUGCACACAUAUCAAGGACUGACUCUGAGAUGAAUCCAUAAAUCUUGUAUAUAAAGUGGACAUUUGCCGGUUGGAUGAGGUAAGAACUUUUUUAAGUAAGGUUUUACAUAUUUUUAUACAUCCCUUUUCCUGUACAUGUUGUAGCCUGUCGAUGUUUUGUCCAAAGACUCUCAUACUUUGGUUUAAAGCUGCUGUGAGCAACUUUUUUCUUUAAAGCUAGUUGUCAAAAAUAGAUGCUCUGAGAAAAAAAAAAGGCUCUAAAAAUGAAACAACUCAGUGCAGUCCUUCUGAAAGCUUCCCUGAGGAGGCAGUCUUCAGUGCUUUUUAUUUUUUUGCACAUGUCUGGGUGGCCCAUAUGAAGGUUGGUGAUUAAGAAGGAAGCUCUAGGAAGUGCUAGCUCGAUGGAGUAAGAAAAUAGUAAGAGAAGUACGAUUGCAGCAGAGUGGAUGUAUUCCAUGGAAGCGAUGGUACACAUAGUCUCAAAGUUCCACUGUCACUGUUGCCUUACACUUCAAAAAGAAAAACGGAACAAUGCAGGCACUUAGUUCUGCGCUGAGGUGGUGGGCGUGGCAAACUUUCUGACAUCAUCUAUACAAAAUAACACUUACGGAACACUGUUAUGGUGUAGAGAUAACUAGCUAAGGUAUCCAUGCUUCUUGGUGUAACUAUGACUUAAUAAAAAAAUAUUUUUAUUUCGUACCUUAUUCUAAUACAAAGCUAGCUAGCCUAUUUAUGUUUAAACCCUCCAAUGUAAUGCUAGUUAUAUUUAAUACCUUAUCUUAUUGAUCUGUUAGCUAGCUAUUUGUGUUUACAUGAAAUGUUUUAUGAUGUCAGGGCAGACCACCACACACAUCACACUUGUGUCUAUCUUGAAUUUUUGUUCCAACCAGAAGCUGUCAUGAAAUUUUUCAAACUUCUGGCAUGGAAUAAAUGCACUGCUGCUCUUCUUGUUCGUAUUUUCUUACCAUCGCACAGUGUAUGUCUUUAGAGGGUAGGAUUUUGGAUAAAGGACAUGGGAGUGGACUCCAUCGGUGGCUACAUUUGAUUAGCAAGACUUGCUAGCAUCCCUUACUGUGGCUUUAAUGUGUCUAAUUUGGGACCUUUGCCACCAACAAUGUGAAUAUGUACAUAAACCAGGGGACUGUUGAGAGACUCUCACAUCGAAAGCAUGGCUCCUGUGGGACUGUUGGCAAUCUGUAACAGCAGAAUGGCUAUCAUACCAGUUGACCAGGAGGCAAUCACUCAAACAGUAACUGUCGUCGAUUGUGUUCCUUUUUUAAUCUUUUUUUUUCUCCACACUGAAAAAAGGCAAAAAGUAUAUAAUGAUGAUGAUUACAGGUCUCUAAACACAAAAGAAAUCUCGAACAAAUCCAUAAUUUUUGCAGAUCUAAUUGCCUGCAGGUAAUUGGGUCUUAAAGAGUGGUUUGGAAUGUAAUCCUCAGGUAAUGCUGGCCACAUGGCGCGCAAACACAGACACAAAAUGAUUGAAAUUCUUAUAAAUAAUUUUAAAUUCUAAUCAUUUCUUCAGAAUUGAUUCUGAAUGACACUGUGUUUGGCCUGGUUUUAUUUUUUGCUCUUGUCUCUCUAAUGAAUGUGCAGAUUAAACAUCAUUCUGUCACACAAACUCCUGUCUGAUUUCAUUCUUGCUUCACUUCUAUUCUUAGAGCAUUUUCAGAUAUGAUACACUGGUGUGUUCUUCCCAACAGUGCGAUUCGACUCUGCAUCAACCUGACUGCAGGAAGUGAACCAAACAUGCCAUGUGUUUUGGGUUGCAGCAUUUUUUUAUAGAUCUGAUCUGCAAGGCACAAACUGUGUCAAAGGACAGAGUUGUAGUGCUGCAGAAAUGCCGGGAGUUCUGGAGAUUUGGAC